Molecule: messenger RNA, 1497 nt
Organism: Micromonas pusilla CCMP1545
Lineage: Eukaryota; Viridiplantae; Chlorophyta; Mamiellophyceae; Mamiellales; Mamiellaceae
Exons: 3
Coding region: 40-1497 (485 amino acids)
Cellular component (GO): cytoplasm; nucleus; ribonucleoprotein complex
Molecular function (GO): RNA helicase activity; RNA binding; ATP binding
Source: RefSeq, a predicted model, not a curated record
CCGCGACGCGUUCGGAUCGCGCGCGGCGUCACGAACGCGAUGCCGCGCUUCACGGAGAAGGAGAUGCCCGCGGAGGACUGGAGCGACGCGGACGUCUUCGAGAAGAACUUCUACCUCGAGCACCCCGACGUCUCGUCGCGCGACGCCGCCGCGGUAGCGUCGCACCGCGCGAAACACGCCAUCGCCGUCUCCGGGCGCGACCCCCCGUCGCCGAUCACCACGUUCGAGGAGGCGUCCUUCCCGGACUACGUCCUCUCUGAGCUCCGCGCCGCGGGGUUCCCGACGCCCACGCCGAUCCAGUCGCAGGCGUGGCCGACGGUACUGAGCGGGCGCGACGUCGUCGCCGUCGCGGAGACGGGCAGCGGCAAGACGCUGUCGUUUUUGCUCCCCGCCGUCGUCCACGUCAAUGCGCAGCCGUACCUGGAGCCGGGCGACGGCCCGAUCGCGCUCGUCCUCGCGCCGACGCGCGAGCUCGCGGUGCAGAUACAAGCCGAGGCGGCCAUCUUCGGCGCGAGCAGCAAGAUCAAGAGCGCGUGCGUGUACGGCGGCGCGCCGAAGGGGCCGCAGGUGAGCGCGUUGCGGGACGGCGUCGAGAUCUGCGCGGCGACGCCCGGGCGGUUGAUCGACUUCAUCGAGACGCGCGCGGUGAGCCUGCGACGCGUGACGUACUUCGUGUUAGACGAGGCGGACAGGAUGCUAGACAUGGGGUUCGAGCCGCAGAUUCGGAAGAUCAGCGACCGGAUACGACCGGACCGGCAGACGUUGCUGUUCACGGCGACGUGGCCGAAGGAAGUGGAGGGCGUCGCGGCGGAUUUCUUGCACGACCCCGUCACCGUGCGCGUCGGGGACGCGAGCCUGAAGGCGAACGUGAACAUCGCGCAGAGCGUGGACGUGAUGGACGAGGACGAGAAGUACGGGAAGUUGGUCUCCCUGCUCGAGCGGCAGUUGGACGGCGGCGGGAAGAGCGCCGAAGACGCCGAAUACGCCGCCGCGUCGCCGCGACGGAUCAUCGUCUUCCUCGCCAGCAAAGCGAAAGUAGACGCGGUCACGCGGCGGCUGCGAACGGACGGCUUCCCCGCGCUGAGCAUCCACGGCGAUAAGUCGCAGGAAGAGCGCGAGUGGGUCUUGGGCGAGUUUCGCGCGGGGACGUCCCCGGUGAUGCUCGCGACGGACGUGGCGGCGCGCGGGUUGGACGUGAAGGACGUCCGAUGCGUGAUCAACCACGACUUCCCGUCGUCAGGCGCGUCCUAUCUCACACUGGACUACGUGCAUCGCGUCGGGCGGACGGGACGCGCGGGCGCGCGCGGGGAGGCGCACUCGUUCUUCACCUCCGCGGACGCGAGGCACGCGAAGGCGCUGUGCGCGCUGUUGCGCGACGGCGGGUGCGCGGUUCCGGACGCGUUGGCGAGGCACGUGGAGGCGUCGAGUCGGCUCGCGGACGGGCUGUCGCGGGGGUCGCUCGGGGGCGGGGGGAGGGGGGGUGGAGGGGGCACGUAG